UAAUUAUUUUUCUCUUUCUUUUUUAUCAAUUUGUCAUUUCUUGCCAAAUUUGCUUAAGAAUUUCUAGCCUUCCUUCUCCUAUUUCUUUCUCUCUCUCUCUCUCUCUCUCUUUCUCUCUCGAUCUGAAAAUCGAUCAUAUCAUGUCAACCGAAGCUAGAAAAGAUCCGACUGAAGCCGGGUCAUCGUCGAGAACGACGACGACGACGACGACGGCGGCGUUGAGUCGGUACGAGUCACAAAAACGACGUGAUUGGAACACGUUCGGACAGUAUCUGAAAAAUCAAACGCCGCCGGUUUCACUGUCGCAGUGUAACUGCAACCACGUGCUGGAAUUCUUGAGGUACUUGGAUCAGUUCGGAAAGACUAAGGUUCAUUUACAUGGGUGUGUUUUCUUCGGGCAGCCUGACCCACCUGCCCCUUGUACCUGCCCACUCCGUCAAGCAUGGGGAAGUCUCGACGCGCUGAUCGGACGUCUUCGAGCGGCGUACGAAGAACACGGCGGAUCGCCUGAAACAAAUCCUUUCGGAAAUGGAGCCAUUCGUGUUUAUUUAAGGGAAGUUAAGGAGUGUCAAGCUAAAGCAAGAGGAAUUCCGUACAAGAAAAAGAAGAGAAAAAGAACUCAAUUGAAAUCCAACGAUGAUGAUAUCAACAACAACAACAACAACAACAAACAACCCAUCAAGCAUCUCCCUUGAUUCAAUUUAUCCUGUAAGAGGGCUUGAGGUUCUCUCCAAACAAAUCUAUUCACUCCCAACAAUGAGAGCUCGUCAAUUCUCAAUUCUAAAGUAAAUAUCCAAGUAGAGAACGAGCAGAGAUUACACUUCCUCUUUUUAAGGUGAGUAGGAAACACCUUAGAAGAAAUGAGGCUCACUAGUUUUCUCUAUUCCAAAAUCUGAAGAUUUGUGUUAUGAUAUAUAGGUUUAAGUCGACUCUAAUAAAGUGACAAAAAUAAGGGACUUCCACAAUGGUACAACAUUGUUUACUUUUAGCAUAAUCACUCAAAAACCUCAUAUUGAUGAAGUUUAUUACUCUCAAUUAUAUAUAAUUAAUCUCUUCUUUUUCUGAGUAUCGUAGAUCUUUGUUUGGACUCCUAUCCAUGUCAUUGUUAGGGACAAUAACUCACCACUAUCUUCACAAUUAUAUGAUAUAUAUGUCUACUUCAGACAAUACAUAAGCUCACAUGUCUUUAUAUAGCCAAUGACCACUAAGUCUCUCCCCUCAAAUGAUUAUCUAUCCAUCGAUCUAACUCGAUCCUUAUCUAGGUCAACUCCUAAAUGUUCGCUAGAGCACACAACAUAAUCAAUAGAGCCUGUCCCCUUUAGGCAUAAGCCAACAUGGUUUUAGUUUUGAUUUUCACCGAGAAGAGCUCAUGAGAAUUGAUAUUGUUUCACAUGCAUAAACAUAAUUCUCCUUCGCUCUGGCCACCAUGGGACUAGUUACAUUACCAAUAUAUAUUUUUUUUUUGAAACUCAAUCUAAACUUAAAUAAUUAAAACAUUAUUUACCCCAAAUAAGAGGUUAAAGAGAUUCGAAUUCUUCUCACUUACCAAAUUAUGUCCAAAGUACAAAAAGAAAAAAAAAAAAAAAAAAGCUCCUAUUUUAACUCCUCUAAUUAGGGAAGAGGAAAUUGAAUCCAAGAUAUAAUAGACGAAGUUACAUUGAACAACCCAACCUCAUGGAGAAGUUAUAUUUGAUUUAUGGAUAACAUGCAUGUAUUUGUAGUUUAUUAAGUUGGUACCUUUUUUACAUUUUAAAUCUUAUUAGGCCUUGAAAUCUAACAUAAAUAGAUGUGAAAUUUUAAUUGGGUUUUUCUUAGAUUUCAAAGAGUAGAAUAAACUUUAUUUUUAAAUGUUCCUAUUUUAAUUUGGAUUUCUUAGAAUAUACAAUACCUUAUUAUUUUUUUAAAAUUGGUAUUAUUUAAUGAAAAAACAAAUAUUUCUUCAAUAAAAAUAUAGUAUAAUUUACAACAAUGACAUUUUAAAUUCCUAUGCCUAUAAUUUGUGGUACAUCUGAUAAAUUUUACAAUAAUUAUAUUUCUGUUUGAAAGUUCAAAUUUCUCACUCAAAUUUUUUAACUAAAAAAAAAUUCUUAUUAAUUUCAAAUCAAUUUAACUCGAUAAAAAAAAUCUCUGAAAAAUUGAAUUUAAGAAAAAUAAAUAAAAGAUUUUAAUUCUUUUUACCAACCCUUUGCUGUUCUUAACAAUUAUAGCAAAUAUAGGAAAAGCUUCGUAUUUCUUUGAUUGUGGUCUAGUGUGAGGAGUUUAGCUAGCUAGAUUAUCUUUUUUUCUUUUAAGAAAAUAGAAAACUAUUACCUUGACUCAGCUUAUAUAUCAGAGAAAAUGUUUAGCAAAACCAUUAACUUUUUUAACCAGACACAAAUAGAAGAUAGAGAUCAGGAGGUGUACCCAAUCACUAGCACCUUUGUCGACUCUUAAAUCCAUACAAAACAAAACUUCAUUAUCACAAA
This is a messenger RNA of Cucumis melo (muskmelon), 2465 nucleotides long. Its product is annotated as protein LIGHT-DEPENDENT SHORT HYPOCOTYLS 10-like. The transcript is spliced from 2 exons. The record is from RefSeq and is a predicted model, not a curated record. NCBI's taxonomy places the organism in Eukaryota, Viridiplantae, Streptophyta, Magnoliopsida, Cucurbitales, Cucurbitaceae. Bases 141 to 695 code for a protein of 184 amino acids. Gene Ontology annotation, cellular component: nucleus. Gene Ontology annotation, biological process: mRNA transcription; response to light stimulus.